AUGGAAGUGAGAGAAUCGCGCAGAGCUCAGCGUCGGUUAGGGUUCUUCUGCCUCGUUGCGGCUCUGGUUUCGAUCGCCACCGUGGACGCCUCCGUCCACAACUACUUCAACGAGGCCUUCACCUCCCGCUCCAACGCCUUCUUCUUCCACAGCGGCAGCGAGGGCCUCCGCACCCCCCGGUCCGCGAUCCCGCCUUCCUCCUCCACGACGUUGUCUCCCAACAUCACGACCGGCCCCAAGGGGAAGUCCUUCAUCAGGUGUGGAUUCCUUCAUUUUGGUGGUUUGCUGGGUACCAUAAUUAAAGGGAGGACAGUAUGGAGAAAUCCGAGUGGUUAUUUGCCUGGAAAAAUGGUUCCUUUGAUGGUAGUGUUUGGUUUAAUGUCAUUGGCUUACCUUGUACUUGGACUUAUAUGGUUUUUGAAGUUCGUUCAACACUGGAAGGAUGUCAUACAAUUGCAUUACCACAUAACUGCAGUUAUUGCUCUUGGAAUGUGUGAAUCGGCUCUCUGGUACUUUGAAUAUUCCAACUUAAACUCCACUGGAAGAAGACCGAUGGGCAUCACGAUGUGGGCUGUCACUUUUACUGCAGUAAAGACAACAUUCUCGAGACUUCUCUUAUUGGUAGUGUCAAUGGGUUAUGGAGUGGUGAGACCUACCCUUGGGGGCAUAACCUCAAGAGUGCUUUUUGGUGGAGCAUAUCGAGUUGCAUCCGAGUCGUAUGAACUCGUUGAACAUCUUGGGAAUAUCAAUGACUUCUCUGGAAAGACAGCAUUGUUUCUGGUCUUGCUCGUUAGAUUGCUGGAUGCUUGCUUUAUAUUAUGGAUCUUUUCAUCAUUAUCCAAAACUCUGGAGCAGCUUCAGGUACUUGUGCUCUGUUUACUUGGGUAG
This is a messenger RNA of Eucalyptus grandis, 888 nucleotides long. Its product is annotated as transmembrane protein 87B-like. Gene Ontology annotation, cellular component: membrane; Golgi apparatus. The record is from RefSeq and is a predicted model, not a curated record. Bases 1 to 888 code for a protein of 295 amino acids. NCBI's taxonomy places the organism in Eukaryota, Viridiplantae, Streptophyta, Magnoliopsida, Myrtales, Myrtaceae. The transcript is spliced from 2 exons. Gene Ontology annotation, biological process: transport.